This is a messenger RNA of Saprolegnia parasitica CBS 223.65, 406 nucleotides long. RefSeq lists its product as hypothetical. The transcript has a single exon. The record is from RefSeq and is a predicted model, not a curated record. The annotation marks the transcript as partial. Lineage: Eukaryota; Oomycota; Saprolegniomycetes; Saprolegniales; Saprolegniaceae.
AUGGAAUCGCUUGACCCGAAGCGGUACUUUGAGACCGAGCCGCCGGCGCCCACGUCGUACGUCGAGGCGCUAGCGCUCGAGGAAGACGACGACCACGACCACGACCACGACCACAGCGCCAAGGACGAUAUUGACGACGGCUCGCCCAAGGCGAAGAAGGCCAAGCUUGGCCCACCGCUGCGCCGGCAAGUCUACUCCAAGAAAGGUACGACGAGCAUUUCCAUGGACAUGGCCAACCACCUCGAUUCAGUCAAGUGCGUGGACGCAGAGCACGUGCGCCAAAAGACUGCAAAGUGCACAGUCUGCGGCGUCUGUCGCUUCUGCCCUGCUGGCGCCGACGAGUGCGCCGCCGCCCACCGCGUGCUCCGCCCGAUGACCAACAAGACGCGCGCGCCGCGUGCCAAAG